This is a messenger RNA of Owenia fusiformis, 1988 nucleotides long. Lineage: Eukaryota; Metazoa; Annelida; Polychaeta; Sabellida; Oweniidae. The record is from the annotation of a GenBank genome assembly.
ACAACGGCAACAUUCAAGAAGGAAAUGCAGCAUUCAUAGACACACAUGUUCAAUCAGGACUCUAAACCAACCUUUAUAAUGAAAGAUAAGAUAAAGAAAACCUUAAGUAACAACAGAUAGUAACCAAAUGGUUCUUCCCACAAAUGAUAGCAUCAGAUACAAAGAUAGUGAUCAUAUAUUACUAAAACCCAAGCCAUAACUUGACAUUAAUUCUAUGGACCAUAUUGAUGGUCAACUGAACAACUUCAAGCAUGAGACAAUUGACUUACAUAUUUCUCACACUAGUGAUUUGUGUGUUGAGUUGUGAAUCAAGGAAAAAUGUUCUGUUCAUCGUGUCAGAUGAUCUACGACCAGAAAUUGCAGCCAUGUACGACAAGGGAAAUCCAUACCAGAUGCAUGACAAAAUGUACACGCCACAUUUGGACGCUUUUGCUGAACGGAGUGCAGUUUUCCGAAAGGCCUACGUGCAGCAAGCAAUCUGCGGUCCAAGUCGUGCAUCAUUUAUGACGGGACGUCGCCCAGAUACGACCCACGUGUACAACCUUGAUGAUUACUUCAGAACAGUUGGUGGUGACUUCACCACAAUUCCUCAGUAUUUCAAACAACAGGGCUAUCGUACACUAGGUAUGGGCAAGAUAUUCCAUGGAGGGUCAGCCAGUGGUGGCAACUACGAUAAAGUCUCUUGGUCAGACGAUGAGGAAUUUUUCACAUCGCCAAGUGAUAAGAAAUACUGGCGUAAACGAUUCAAGAUGCGCUCCUGGGCUGUUGUCAACAAAACCAUGGAAGAGGAACACCCCCUUGGAGAUCAAGAGAUCACUGACCAUGCUAUCAAAUCUCUGAGACGUCUUGCACCAACGGCUAAACUUGGACUUGAAAAUUUCUUUAUGGCUGUUGGAUUCAGACUCCCUCAUUUGCCAUUUGUCUUCCCAGGACGUUUCCUGAAGUACUACCCCAAAGAGACAAUGAAAAUGCCUUCCAAUCCCUAUGCUCCUAAAGAUAUGCCUGAAUAUGCCUGGCAUGGAAAUGGUGAAAUACGUAAUGGCUAUGCAGAUAUUACGCUUCGUGGAUUUUCCAAAGAACCUAACACAAAAUGGCCAGAGUACCUAGUUAAGAACCUACGAAGGGCAUACUAUGCCUCAGUCAGCUAUGUGGACUCUUUGUUUGGUAAGAUAAUGGCAGAGUUAGACAGAUUAGGCCUCAGAGAUGACACAAUUGUUAUGUUUGGAAGUGACCAUGGUUACGAGCUCUAUGAACAUAGUGCAUGGUGUAAACACACUAACUUUGAGAUCGCCACAAGGACGCCUCUGAUGAUCCGAGCUCCUGGUGUGACUGACAAAGGCGUUAUGUCUGACCACCUUGUUGAAUACACAGAUGUUUACUCAACACUAGUUGAGCUAGCAGGCCUUCCUGCCUUACCUACAUGCCCCAAAGACUCUUCAAAGGUAAAAGCUUGUACUGAAGGCACUAGUCUGGUUCCAGUCAUGAAGAACCCAAACCUUCCAGGCAAACAAAGCGUUUUCAUGCAGUACCCUCGUAACCGAGGCCCAAGAAUAGGUACCAUCAUGGGCUACAGCAUGAGAACUGAGAGGUAUCGCUACACAGAAUGGGUGAAAUUCAACGGCAAGCCUGACUUUACACCAAACUGGUUCCUGCUGUUUGCAUCCGAGUUAUACGACCAUUAUGUUGAUCCAGAUGAGAAUGUUAACCGUGCAGGAGUUCAGGCAUAUGCUAGCGUGAAGGCACAACUCAGCAAGACACUACAUGCAGGCUGGAGGGCACAACUACCAAGUUAAUUAUAUACAUUCCCAAUGAUAUUAAGUGCAAUGAGAUGAUUGAAACAAUAAAAGGGCUUGUAUAACCUGCAAUGUAUAAUCUGUUCUGUUUUAUUUUUAUCUAUGCUUGAAUGUUAAUAACUUCUUAGAUCAAAUCAAAAGUGUACAUUUGCUGACAUUUUCUUUUUCUCUUCUUACUUCAAAUAUUGUCUAUUG